This is a messenger RNA of Octopus sinensis (East Asian common octopus), 1121 nucleotides long. RefSeq names its product caspase-7-like. Gene Ontology annotation, biological process: proteolysis. The coding region runs from base 50 to 829 and encodes 259 amino acids. The record is from RefSeq and is a predicted model, not a curated record. Gene Ontology annotation, molecular function: cysteine-type endopeptidase activity. Lineage: Eukaryota; Metazoa; Mollusca; Cephalopoda; Octopoda; Octopodidae. The transcript has a single exon.
CUGUUUCCACUUAGAAAACACAUUGUGAUAGAAACUCAAAGGCUUUAACAUGGAGAGUAUAGCAAAGCUUCCUGAUUAUUUCAAAUAUGAUAUGUCACACAAGAGAAGAGGUUUUGCCCUCAUUAUAAACAAUGAACAUUUUAUGAAUCUGCCUGAACGAGAGGGAUCUUCUAUUGAUACACAAGAAAUGAGAAUAGCAUUAGAACAUCUUGGCUUUGAAGUUAUUGUAUACCAUAACCAGACAGUAAAAGAGAUGAAGGACUUGUUAAAUGACAUGGCUUCAAAAGACCAUACAGACAAUGAUUGUUUCUUACUAGUUAUCUUGUCGCAUGGUAAUAAGGAGGAUAUUCUCUAUGGUACAGAUGACAAUGCUGUCACAUUGGAAGAAAUUAUAAAACCCAUAUUACCAGGGAAGUGCAAAAGUUUAAUAGGCAAACCAAAGCUGAUAUUUGUGUCAGCAUGUCGGGGAGAAAACCUGGAUAAAGGAAUUGAUGUAUGCGAUGCAAAGGAUGUAACUAACGAAUGUGAAACUCAUUGGCACAAACUUCCAUUAUGGGCUGAUGUGCUUAUUGGCUUUGGAACUAUGUCUGGCUUUUAUUCUUGGCGUACACCUUCUCAAGGAACCUGGUUUAUUCAAGCCUUAACUGCUGUUUUCAUGAACUAUGGACACUGGAUGGAAUUGCACACAAUGUUAACCCUAGUGAAUAAUAAAGUGGCUAAUAAUUUCGAGUCUUUGACUUCAGAUUCAACCUGGAAUGGAAUGAAACAAAUACCAUGUAUAUCUUCAAUGUUAACAAAACAAGUCUAUUUUCUACCAAAACAAACAUAGGGACUAUUGCUUGCCAAGUUACUUAUAUAUGCAAGGAAUACAGAAUGAUGUAUAUGUAUGGCAUAUAGAGGUAUAGAGAAAUUAACUGUUAAGGAUUUUUGUAAAUUAACAAUAAUUGCUAGUAUCUAAUCUAUGUCUGUCUGUUUGUAUCUCUGUAUUUGUGUGUGUGUGUCUCUCUCUCUCUCUCUCUCUCUCUCCCUCCCUCUCAAAAAGAUACAGGUACACAAAAAACAUACAAGUAAACUAUGCACAUGUAUAUAAAUGUUCACACAUGUUCAGUGUUAACAAAACA